GACCCCAUGGAACCACAGAACAACACGUGGGUGGCAGAGUUUGUCCUCCUGGGUUUCUCACAGAUCCAAGAACUCCAGAAAUUCCUGUUCCUGGUGUUCCUUCUUGUCUAUGUCAUCACAGUUAUGGGUAAUAUCCUUAUCCUGGUCACAGUGACUUUUGACCCCCGGCUCAACACACCUAUGUAUUUUCUGCUCCGGAACCUGGCUGUCAUAGACCUCUGCUAUUCCACCGUCACCUGCCCGAAGAUGCUGGUGGACUUCUUUCACGAGACCAAGACCAUCUCCUACCAGGGUUGCAUGGCCCAGAUCUUCUUCUUCCACCUGCUGGGAGGUGGGACUGUCUUCUUCCUCUCCGUGAUGGCCUAUGACCGCUAUGUAGCCAUCUCGCGCCCACUCCACUAUGUCAGCAUCAUGAACACUCGACUGUGCGUGGGCCUGGUGGUUGCUGCCUGGCUCGGGGGCUUUGUCCACUCCAUCGUCCAGCUGGCCCUGAUGCUGCCAUUGCCAUAUUGUGGCCCCAACAUCCUGGAUAACUUCUACUGUGAUGUCCCCCAGGUACUCAGACUAGCCUGCACUGACACAUCCCUCCUGGAGCUCCUCAUGAUCUCCAACAGUGGGCUGCUGGUGCUCAUCUGGUUCCUCCUCCUCCUCAUCUCUUACUCUGUCAUCCUGGUGAUGCUGAGGUCCCACUCAGGGCAGGCGAGGAGGAAGGUCGCCUCCACCUGCACCACCCACAUCAUCGUGGUGUCUAUGAUUUUCAUUCCCUGCAUAUAUAUCUACUCCCGGCCCUUCACCCCAUUCCCCUUGGACAAAGCUGUGUCCAUCAGCUACACUGUCAUGACCCCCAUGCUCAACCCCAUGAUCUACACCCUGAGGAACCAGGAGAUGCAGGCAGCCAUGAAGAGAUUAGGCAAGCGGCUAGUGAUUUGCAGCAGGGAGUGAACUUUCCACAGGUUGGCUUCUCAUGAAAAAUUGUUUCUCUACACUUGUGCUGCUCCCUGUGAAAAAU
Molecule: messenger RNA, 1009 nt
Organism: Octodon degus (degu)
Lineage: Eukaryota; Metazoa; Chordata; Mammalia; Rodentia; Octodontidae
Product: olfactory receptor 4D1
Exons: 1
Coding region: 7-942 (311 amino acids)
Biological process (GO): G protein-coupled receptor signaling pathway
Cellular component (GO): membrane
Molecular function (GO): G protein-coupled receptor activity; olfactory receptor activity
Source: RefSeq, a predicted model, not a curated record